Hyaena hyaena (striped hyena) is the source of this 1024-nucleotide messenger RNA. RefSeq names its product zinc finger and SCAN domain-containing protein 23-like. The record is from RefSeq and is a predicted model, not a curated record. Lineage: Eukaryota; Metazoa; Chordata; Mammalia; Carnivora; Hyaenidae. The transcript is spliced from 6 exons. Bases 595 to 1002 code for a protein of 135 amino acids.
GGUGUGGCGGCGGGAGGCGCUGUGCGUUGUCCGCAGCGCCCGGGUCUCACGUCUCUGCGGCUGCCGCUGAGGGUUACGAACGGAAUUCCGAGAUGAAGGCGGCGGCGCCAGGAGGAGCUGGGGUUUGGGACCAGCAGGGUUUACCCGACAGAGUUCACCGGCGUCGUCCGUUUUCCUUCGGAUCUAGUAUUUCCGUGCUUCACUCGGAGACGCCUGCACCUUGGGAGGCCCCGAACCAACUCCAGGAACUCUGCCGUCGGUUGGUGAUGGGGCACCACGGAGCGGAUCCUGACCAUCCUGCCCGCGGAGCUGCAGGCUCGCGUGUUAGAGCAUCAGCCCGAGAGCGGGGAGGAGGCUGCGAUCCCAUGGGGGGUUUGCAGAGAGAGCUCGAGGGAACAGGACGGCAGUUGUGAUUAGGUUGUAGCCACUACAUGUGUAAUGGGAGUGUGUUCAGAAUUUCCUCACCAGGCAGCACAGAAGCUACCAACUAUUCCACGCCAAGAAACGUCUAGACUUCCAGGCCAUUCAUGAGCAAGGAGUGUGUCCUGAAGGGUCACACGUUUGUUGCCCUCCUCUCUGACCAUUGGAGCGCGAAUGGCUGCAGCAUUCCUUCCACGGGCUCCUGAGGAGUCAGAGGGGCUCUUUGGAGUAAACAACAAAAAAUGGCCUGCCAAGGUUCGGGGAUCUGGCUCACAGUGGAACAGCCCAAACAACCAGGAAGUAUUCCGCCAGCGCUUCCGGCAGUUCUGCUACAAGGAGACCCCUGGGCCCCGUGAGGCCUUGAGCCAGCUCUGGGUAUUCUGCUGUGAGUGGUUAAGGCCUGAGAUACGCACCAAGGAGCAGAUCCUGGAGCUGCUGGUGCUGGAGCAGUUCCUGACCAUCCUGCCCGCGGAGCUCCAGGCCUGGGUGCGGGAGCACCAUCCAGAGAGUGGGGAGCAGGCCGUGGCUGUGCUGGAGGAUCUAGAGAAGGAGCUGGACGAACCAGGCCAGCAGGUAACGUAAUCGGAAUUGAGAAAGGAGAAUC